AUGUUGAAGAUGAGCGGGUGGCAGCGACAGAGCCAAAAUAACAGCCGGAACCUGAGGAGAGAGUGUUCCAGAAGGAAGUGCAUCUUCAUACACCACCACACCUGAAAGCAGAAACCGGUCCAAUUACAGUCAUGGCAGCUGAGUCUCUGCCUUUCGCCUUUGAGACAGUGUCCAGCUGGGAGCUGGAAGCCUGGUAUGAGGAUCUGCAGGAGGUCCUGUCCUCAGAUGAAAUUGGGGGCACCUAUAUCUCAUCCCCAGGAAACGAAGAGG
Molecule: messenger RNA, 270 nt
Organism: Rattus norvegicus (Norway rat)
Lineage: Eukaryota; Metazoa; Chordata; Mammalia; Rodentia; Muridae
Source: RefSeq, a predicted model, not a curated record